Oppia nitens is the source of this 779-nucleotide messenger RNA. Its product is annotated as chromatin-remodeling ATPase INO80-like. The record is from RefSeq and is a predicted model, not a curated record. The transcript is spliced from 3 exons. Lineage: Eukaryota; Metazoa; Arthropoda; Arachnida; Sarcoptiformes; Oppiidae. The coding region runs from base 15 to 779 and encodes 254 amino acids.
CACAAAUACAUCGUAUGGUUAUCAGUGUCGACACAUUCAAACCAGAUUUGCUUAAACCAACCGAAAUGGUCUCAUUGUUGCUCAACGAUGAAGAUCUUGAACGACGUUUUUGCCAACAACUCGAAGAACGACGGCUACAAAUAAAAGAAAGCACUGCAACCACAACAACAGCAACAACACCUGUCAAACAACAAACCAAACGUAAACUAAAAGCCAAACAAUCGUCGCCACAAUCAGCAAAAAAAAAAUGUUCGAAACGUUUUAAUCCGGAAAAUAAUGAAAUUUUUAAAGAUAUAUCCCAUUAUUCUGUGGAUGAUAUUGAGUCAUAUAAUGACAACGAAUCUGAAUCUAACAGUCCUUAUAGCGAACAAAUGCUUAGCAUUACAACUGAAGGCGACUGUAAUAAUGAUGAGUUGUAUGUCGACGACCACAACAGUCUCUCAUCAAUGUCUAGCCCUAUGUCCGGUUCGAGUGGCAGAAAAAAGUGUGGCGGAAGAGGUAGAGGUAGACCUCGAGGUUCAAAGACAAGGGCGACAGUAACCACCAGAUCUUCAUUAACAUCGGCAGCAUUGGCAGCGGCCGAGUUGGCCGGCGCUCAAGCAGGCAAAUCGGCUGCUUUAGCCGUCUAUCCGUUUCUGAGUAGUUCACACCAGAGUAGUGGUGGUAAUACACAAAAUAAUAAUAAUAAUAAUAACAGUAUUGUCGCUAAUUUAAAUCAACGAAGAAAUAGAGGCGCCAGAAGUGGUCGAUCUAAGAAUUGGACAACAAUUGAUAAUUAA